This is a messenger RNA of Halteromyces radiatus, 3162 nucleotides long. Its product is annotated as P-loop containing nucleoside triphosphate hydrolase protein. Bases 1 to 3162 code for a protein of 1053 amino acids. The record is from RefSeq and is a predicted model, not a curated record. The transcript has 5 exons. Lineage: Eukaryota; Fungi; Mucoromycota; Mucoromycetes; Mucorales; Cunninghamellaceae. Gene Ontology annotation, molecular function: translation initiation factor activity; GTPase activity; GTP binding.
AUGGAAGAAGAGGAUGAUCUCGAUUGGGCAAAUGACAAGAAGAAGAACAAGAAGAAGAACAACAAGCUACCUGCUAUUCCUACUCCCACUGAAGAUAAUGACAACAAUGAAGGACGACUUUUGACCAAAAAGGAAAAGGAAAAGCUCAAGAAGGAAAAAGCAAAAGAAGCUAAACGACUUGCUGCGCUAGAAAAGAAGAAGAAACAAGCUGAAGAAGAUGCUGAAUUCGAAAAGCUCAUGGGUGAUCAAGCUUCUCCUGCUCCUGCUGCUGUUACAAACAAUAAUGAUGAUGAUGCUACGGCCGCCACUGGUACCAAAUCAAAGUCUCAACUCAAGAAGGAAAAACUCAAGAAGAAAUUGGAAAACAAGGCUGCCGCUGCUCCUGCUCCUGAACCUACUCCUGUGGAAAUUCCUGCUGCUGGUGGAAAAGGAAAAAAGAAAGGUGGUAACGUAGCUGCUCUUCGUAAAAUGUUGGAAGCUCAAAAAGCUGCUGAAGAAGAACAACGUCGAUUAGAAGAAGAGGAACGUCUUCGUGCUGAAGAAGAAGAACGACUUUUAGCUGAAGAAGAAGCACGAUUGGAAGAAGCCCGUAGAUUGAAGAAGGAAAAGGAAAAAGCUCGAAAGGAACAACUUCGUAAGGAAGGCAAAUUACUUACUAAAGCCCAAAAGGAAGCUCAACGUCGUGCUCAACUUCGUCAUCAACAACUGGUGGAAUCUGGUCAAGUCAAGGUGCUCGGUCUUGAAUCUCCUGAACCUGAACAGCAAAAAAAGAAGAUUGUUUACGGCAACAAGAAGAAGAAGGGUCCCUCCAAGGAAGAAUUAGAAAAGAAGAAGCAAGAAGAAGAGCGUCAACGCAAGGAAGAAGAAGAACGUCGACGUAAGGAAGAAGAAGCCAAGAAAGCUGCUGCUGAAGAAGAAUCUUCCGAAGAUGAUUGGGAAAAGGCUGCUUUGAGUAGUGAUGAAGAAGAAAAACCUGUGGAAUCCAAGGAAGAAGAAAACGUCAAGGAUGAUUGGGAAGAUGAAAGUGAAGAAGAAGAAGAACAACAAAAACCUGUGGAAACAAAGGCUCCUAUUCCUACCAAGGCUGCUCCUGCUGCUACCAAAAAAUCUGCUCCUACUAAAGCUGCUCCUACCAAGAAAUCUGCUCCUGCCAAGGUGGAAGAAUCCUCUGAUGAAGAAGAUGAAUCGGAAGACAGUGAUGAUGAUUCUGAAUACGAUAGUGAUGAUAGUGACGAAAGCUCUGAUGAAGAAUUGACUGCAGCUCAACGUUUGGCCUUACAGAAAAAGGAAGAAGCUGCUGCUCGCCGUGUUCAACGACAAAAGGAUGCUAUGGCUGCACGAUCAAAGGACGAUUUACGAUCACCUAUUUGUUGUAUUCUUGGUCACGUAGAUACAGGUAAAACCAAAUUAUUGGACAAGAUUCGACAAACCAAUGUUCAAGAAGGCGAAGCUGGUGGUAUUACUCAACAAAUUGGUGCUACUUAUUUCCCUGCUGAUGCGAUCGAAAAGAAAACAGCUGUUUUGGGUGCUAAACGUGUGGAAGAACUCAAAUUACCUGGUCUUUUGGUUAUUGAUACUCCUGGGCACGAAUCUUUCACCAACUUGCGUACUCGUGGUAGUUCCCUUUGUAACAUUGCUAUCUUGGUGGUUGACAUUAUGCACGGUUUGGAACCUCAAACGUUGGAAUCCAUUCGACUUUUACGUGAUCGUAAGACACCCUUUAUUGUAGCUUUGAACAAGAUUGAUCGUCUUUUCCAAUGGGAAGCCAUUCCUGAUAAUUCAUUUGAAGAUUCAUUGGCCAAGCAAAAGAAAUCCGUCCGUGAUGAAUUUGAAACACGUUUGACCCAGACCAUCGUUGCCUUUGCUGAACAAGGUUUGAAUGCUCAAGUCCAUUACAAGAACAAGAACUUUGCUAAAUAUGUAUCUUUGGUGCCCACAUCUGCUCACACUGGUGAAGGUAUUCCUGAUAUGCUCAAUCUUUUGGUGAACUUGACUCAAACUCGUAUGAGUGACAAGUUGAUGUAUAUUACUGAAUUGGAAUGUACUGUGUUGGAAGUCAAGGUGAUCGAAGGUCUUGGUACUACUAUUGAUGUGGUACUUGUGAAUGGUUGGUUACAUGAAGGUGAUAAAAUUGUGGUAUGUGGUCUCAAUGGUCCUAUUGUUACUCAAGUUCGUGCUCUACUGACACCUCAACCUCUACGAGAACUUCGGGUCAAAUCUCAAUACGUACAUCAUAAAUCCAUCAAGGCUGCCAUGGGUGUCAAGAUUUCUGCUCCUGAUUUGGAAAAGGCUAUUGCUGGGUCUCGUUUACUUGUUUGUGGUCCUGAUGAUGAUGAAGAAGAUUUGAAGGAAGAAGUGAUGUCUGAUUUGACCAACUUGAUGAGUACUAUUGAUCGUACAGGUCAUGGUGUGUGGGUACAAGCAUCCACUCUUGGUGCAUUGGAAGCUCUUUUGGAAUUCUUACGGACAUCCAAGAUCCCUGUGGCUGGUAUCAAUAUUGGUCCUGUGCACAAGAAGGAUGUGGUCAAGGCAUCAGUGAUGUUGGAAAAGGCACGUGAAUUUGCGGUGAUGCUCUGUUUUGAUGUCAAGGUGGAAAAGGAAGCUGAAGAUAUGGCGGAAGAAUUGGGUAUGAAGGUGUUCAAGGCUGAUAUCAUCUAUCACUUGUUUGAUCGAUUUGUGGAAUACAACGAAUCCAUGUUGGAACAAAAACGCAAAGAUCAAGCUCCCUCGGCAGUAUUCCCCUGUGUACUCAAAAUGGUACCUGGUGCUAUCUUUAACAAGAAGGAUCCUUUGAUUAUUGGUGUGGAUGUCAUCGAAGGUGCUUUACGGAUCGGUACGCCUGUAUGUGUGGCACGCACUAAUGCUGAAACCAAGGAACGUGAAAUCAUCACAUUGGGUAAGGUCACCUCCAUAGAACAAAAUCAUAAAUCUUUGGAAAUCGUCAAGAAGGGUCAAGCUGGUGGUGGUGUGGCUAUCAAGAUUGAAUGUGCUGUAUAUGAAACUCCAAAAACAUUUGGCCGUCAUUUAGAAGAAAAGGAUGAAAUUUAUUCAAAGAUCUCUCGUCAAUCUAUCGAUGUACUCAAGGAAUCUUUCCGAAAGGAUAUGACUAAAGAAGAUUGGGCUUUGGUGCUGAAACUCAAGAAGGUGUUGAAUGUAGAAUAA